AUGCAGAGUGGCUAUGAAACAGUUCAUCACUUCUUGGUGCUUAUAACCAAUCCCGAGAGUAAUGAUUCUCUGAUAACACCUGGAGUUGAACCACAGAAUACCAUGAAUGUGACGGAAAUAUUGUCAACAACAGAACCAGCUGUCACUGCCAAUACGGAGGAUACCUUUGGAAAUGAUGAAGAUUACGAGGAAGAAGAAGAGACAAAUGAAGACAAUUAUUCUGAUAAUGGGUAUGAAAGGAGAAAAAGAAGUGUAGAAUCAAUCAAUACAGAAUACAAAAAAAAUCUCAGUGAAUCAGAUUGUUUAUCUAUUCUUUCUUUACAUCAAAAUAAAACUUCUAAUUCUUCUGAAAAUGAAGAGAAUGAUGAGUACGCUAAGAAAUACAAAUACUGUGAAAAUUUGAUGAGGAAUAAUACUAACAAAAAUGGCUCUGGUUUGGAUCAAAAGUUAGAAAAAUCUAAAGAAACCGAUGUAGGAAGCCCCAUUCCAAUUUCUCCCAUUGCUACUACCAAUGAAGGACAUUCCUUAAAAUCUGAGGAUUCUGAAAUGUCAGAGGACAAGUACUCAGAAAAACGAAGUUUUGACGAUUAUUCCCAAUUUCAAUAUCCUUACCAUGACCAUUAUCCUAUCCCAAAUUCACUUGGAGAUCCUGAUAUAGUUCCAAUGAACCGAGCGUCAGAAGGCAAUAUUCCGUACAUACCAAUCUCAGCUCGUACCAGGCAGCCCUACCCUCCUACAGGUCCUGAUGGUUCAAAUUACGGCCAAAGUAUGAAGACAAGUCAACAACUGACUGUCGCUGAUGACCCGAUUUUGAAACGUGUAUGUUUUCGUGCGCAAAACAGUCCAAACCCACAAUCUGUAGUUUGUCUACCCGCAUCAAGAUUAUUUGACCCUAAUCAAAAUCUACAAAAUCUCUAUUCGAGCGGAGAUUUUUCAAACGAUAGGAAGCAGAAAGGUUUGGAUUAUUCUCUCCCCAAUGGGAACGCUGCCUCUAACCUCAAUUCUGAUAAUCGUCAACAAUUUGGGAUACCACCACCUACUAGUUCUGAUAUGCAUCUACCAACAGCAAUUUCUUCUCCAAAUCCUUAUUUCUUUCCUACUAUGAAUGGAGCUCCGAUCAUGAACAAUAUGUACGAUUCUCGCCAGAUCCCUCCUCAUUGGCAUUACGGAAAUCAACCUGGAUUCGUUUCACCGUUCUAUGGAUCUUCUAGAUUUCCUGGAGGCUUUGCAGGUUACCAGCCUCAACAACAGUUCCACAUGUUGCCUCCCCAAUCCGCAGCGGACCUGCUGAAUCCUGUCAUCUGCAUGUACGUCCAGUCCCGAUCUCACCAGUUCCCUAUUGUCAACGGAGUCACAGAGGUGAAGAACAGAAAUGUUGAAAGUGAAAGCCCAUCUUGGCCAGUAAGCAACAAUUCUUCUCAACCAACGUUUAGAUCAGACAAGGGGAUCUGUGGAGAUGAUGAGUUUGAGUGCCGAAAUUCUGAUUCCUGCAUUCCCUUAUCUAAGUGGUGUGACGGUGAAGUAGACUGCUUGGAUGCCAGUGACGAAACUGAAUGUUCCUGCAAACAUCGGGUGGAAAAGCAUCGACUUUGUGAUGGUUACUUUGAUUGUCCUUCUGGAGAAGACGAACUUGGAUGUUUUGGGUGUGACACAGACUCAUUCAGUUGUCAAGAUUGGGAGAGAGGUAGAGAACAGUCCACCUGUGUUCCACUAUCUAAGAUGUGCGAUAAUGUGAUCGACUGCAUCAACCACCGGGACGAGAUGGAGUGCUCCUUACUGUCCGAUUCCAUCGUUCCACACAAGACCCAUUUUGUGUCAUACACCAGAGGGAUUCUCCAUCACAACUGGAAGGGGCGAUGGUACCCAGCAUGCACCGGGCCUAAAGUAACGGAGUGGGCGAUACAAGCCUGCUUAGCAGACGCCGGACCACUGACUGGCUCACAGCUGGUACAAUAUGCUGUUGAGAGAGAAGGUCAAAGACAGAUUCUGACAUAUAGACUUGAUCCGGUGAGACAGUAUGCUGUCAUCAAGGACCAAGAGUUUGUCACUGUGUACAACGUUCUACUAUGCCAACUCGGAAGCACUGCCAGCGAGACUGAGGAACAUGAACGCAGAAUAGACGGAAGUUCCCGCGCAGGCCAUUCAACUGUCAUCAAGGACCAAGAGUUUGUCACUGUGUACUACGUUCUACUGUGGCAACUCGGAAGCACUGCCAGCGAGACUGAGGAACAUGAACGCAGAAUAGACGGAAGUUCUCGCGCAGGUCAUUCAACUGUCAUCAAGGACCAAGAGUUUGUCACUGUGUACUACGUUCUACUGUGGCAACUCGGAAGCACUGCCAGCGAGGAUGAGGAACAUGAACGCAGAAUGGACAGAAGUUCCCGUGCAGGUCAUUCAAUUAAGUACUUAUAUUUCAUUAGAGAUCCGCAUAUCGAGAUGACCUCGACCGAAUACCCAGGACCUUACAUUAUUCCCAACGGACCAGAGAAAUUAACACUCAGCCAAAUGUGCCGGGAUCAGAAGGUGGUUACUUAUGUGACCUGUCCCCCCGUGGAGUGCGGCACCAGGGUCUCUCGUCCGAUGCUAGACUCAUCAGUAAGAUGGCGUGAGGCGAACCAGCGACAGGCAAAGAUGCAGUUGAGAACUGCGGAAACUAAAGAAACCUCUGCGUCUGCAGGAACAGAGGAAGGUUACUGCAAAAGCUGCGGACCGAUUGCUGGAAAAUCGCAAGAGUACCGAACACAGUUUGAACCCGAGGAAGAGCGACUUCGAUGGACCAGGGAUGCUGACGAUAUUCUGGGGGUGGUCGGAGGAAGGAUAAGCCGAUCUCACUCAUGGCCUUGGCUGGUCGCUCUUUAUAGGGAUGGAAGAUUCCACUGUGGCGGAGUCAUCGUCAAUGAACUCUGGGUUAUGACCGCUGCUCACUGUAUGGACCAGUUCAAAAAGCAUUACUUUGAGGUGCAAGCUGGAAUGUUGCGCAGAUUCUCCUUCUCACCUCAGGAACAAACACGAAGAGUCAGUCACGUCGUUCUACACAACCUCUACGACAUGUAUGAUAUGCAGAACGACCUUGCUUUGCUAAGGCUGGGCUCCAAACUCAAGUACAAUCGGUGGGUCCGCCCCAUCUGUCUUCCCCAAGAGGACUUAUCCCAGUACGGGCCACCCCCAGGCUCUCUGUGCACAGCAGUGGGAUGGGGAGCGACCAAAGAAGGGGGACCAGACCCUGAUGACCUCCACGAGGUGAAUGUCCCGAUCUUGCCGUACUGUAAACACCGCUCGGACCAGGAGGGAGCUGGCCUAUGUGCUGGAUAUCUACACGGCGGCCAUGACGCUUGCCAAGGGGACAGUGGGGGACCUCUACUGUGCAGACUGCCAGGUGAAGAGGACCGAUGGUACGUGGCUGGAGUAGUGAGCCAUGGGGAGGGUUGUGCUAGACCUAACGAGCCAGGAGUCUACACCCGAGUAUUCCUCUUCCUUGAUUGGAUCAAGAGUAUAACCAACAAUAGAGGUGCCCUAUCCCCAUCCCUGAUGCCCAUUCAGAAGUGCCCAGGGCUGCAAUGCAACUCUGGCCGACGCUGUGUCUCCUACUCUCGGCUGUGCAAUACCAAACCUGACUGCUUCAAUGCAGAAGAUGAAACGUUCUGUGAGGAAAAUUACUUGAAAGCCACAAAUAAUGGAACCUUUGGUAGAGAUAAUGCUGCUACUCAAACCACACCCGACCCAGCCUCAGACUCUCAACAAACAGGACGAGAAAGGAAUUCAGAAGAAGGCAGAAGUCAGAUGCUGGAAGCAAUAGAUCCAGAAUACCAGGAAUCUUCCAAAGAAGAAAAUGAAAAUGAAAAUUUUGUAGAAAAUGCUAACCCCGAGGAUCCUAGGCUAGAAGAAAAUUAUGAGGAUAAAAUCACAAUCCAUGAAAUAUUUAAUGAGCCAUAUGGAAUCAAGAGCUACGAUUAUAAACAUCAAACUGUAAAUAAAAAUCCUCACGAAGAAAACUCAAACAAAGACCUGAUUGCAGCAAAAGAAGGUCAGGUCGCAAGCUCCAAAGAAGUAGAUCAAAAUGAAAACGAAUCCAGUUUUGGAAGAGCAAGCAAUAAUGAAGAAAACAAAGAACCUGAUGAUACAUUCACUCAUGAAAGUGCUUUCCCGUACUCUCAUGAAUCUAUUUUAGAAAUAACUGAUGAAGAAAACUGCCACUCAACAAAGUCACAAUUUUCUGAGAAAGGAGAUGGAGAUGAUGGCAUUGGUACUUCCACUCCUAACACAGAAACAGUUGCUACUACUUCAUUGGCAGAUGAGGAAACCUCUACUGUUCCUCAUCAAUUCUAUCCUGAAAGUACAACUUUGAGUAUAUAUCAUAACGAAGACACCCAGUUGAUCAAUGAGCUAGUUCAUCUGUACAGCAAUUUAUCAAAGCCAGAAGAUGAUUCAGGUGACUCUCACAGUGUGAAUAUUCCAUCUUACCUUGUUCCCAUAGUGUUUGCAAAUGCAACUUCACAUAGAAAAGACCAUCAUGAAGAACACAAAAAUAUAACAAAAAUCCUGCAUAAUAUUUCAAGAAGUUCAAACAGUGGAAAUGAACAUGAUUAUUUUAAAUAUACUGUGGAAAACAAUGAUGGUAAAGUAACUAUUGAAAAGGAAAGUGAAGAUGAAAGCACUACGGCUGACAUGAGUACAUAUAAACCUCAUUGGAAUGAAAAUGAACAUGAAAGCACUACGACUGACAUGAGUACACAUAAACCUCAUUGGAUUGAGAAUGAACAUGAAAGCACUAUGGCUGACAUGAGUACACAUAAACCUCAUUGGAAUGAGAAUGAAUAUGAAAGCACUACGGCUGACAUGAGUACACAUAAACCUCAUUGGAAUGAGAACGAACACGAAAGCACUACGGCUGACAUGAGUACACAUAAACCUCAUUGGAAUGAGAAUGAAUAUGAAAGCACUACGGCUGACAUGAGUACACAUAAACCUCAUUGGAAUGAGAAUGAGCAUGAAAGCACUACGGCUGACAUGAGUACACAUAAACCUCAUUGGAAUGAGAACGAACACGAAAGCACUACGGCUGACAUGAGUACACAUAAACCUCAUUGGAAUGAGAAUGAACAUGAAAGCACUACGGCUGACAUGAGUACACAUAAACCUCAUUGGAAUGAGAAUGAACAUGAAACCACUACGACUGACAUGAGUACACGUAAACCUCAUUGGAAUGAGAAUGAGCAUGAAAGCACUACGGCUGACAUGACUACAUAUAAACCUCAUUGGAAUGAGAAUAAACAUGAAAGCACUAUGGCUGACAUGAGUACAUAUAAACCUCAUUGGAAUGAAAAUAAACAUGAAAGCAAUAUGGAUGGAGUGAGUACUGUUAAACCUCACUCAUAUGGUAAUAAACAUGAAAAUACUAUCGGUGAAAUGAGUUCUACUGAAUCUAACUCAUAUGAAAAUGCACAAGAAACAACUACGGAUGGAAUGAAAACAUUCAAACCUCACUCAUAUGAAAAUGUUAAACAUAAAACUCUUUCUUCUUACACAACAAAUGACGUUGAAACAACUACCCUGGCUAUAAUCUCUACCACUGUAAAUCAAAUAUCUACAGAAUCAGUGGAAUCCUUGGAUAGACUAAAAAAUGAUAACGGUUUCAAAGAAAACAAUGAAACAAGUUCGAUAGCUGAACACAGCAAAGUUAAAACAAACGAAACAGUAGACUAUGAAAGCUUCUGCAAAGCCUACAUGUAUGGUAAACAAGAAAAAUCAAAGAAUGCAAAUUCAACAGAAGACGUUACAUUGCGAUCUUUAGAUAAAGAAAUUAUGCAUGAAAAUAUCCCAGAUUCCACUGUCAAACCAAAUGAAAUAUUGAAUACUACUAAAGAAGUGAAAAAAGUCAAAAGAAACAGCUUGUUUGUAUGCAAAAGAUACAAACAGCCGUUGCUAAGGAAGCGCCGUUGCGACGGGGUGGUCGACUGUGAAGACGGUUCAGAUGAAGCCAAGUGUUCGUGUAAAGAGCGGCUUUUGAAUCACAACUCUAGCUUGAAUUGCGACGGCCGAAUUCACUGCUACGACCAAUCCGAUGAGAAACACUGUGCAAAUAAUUGCAACAAGACUGCAUUUUACUGUCCGAGAAGUAAAAUUUGUAUUUCUAGAGCACAACGUUGUGAUGGCAUUCAUAACUGUCCUGAAAAUGAGGAUGAGGAAAAUUGCUAUUCUCUGAUGGCAGGGGACAAAAUCAGGCUAGACCGAGCGCUGUUGCCUGAGUUUACGGACGAAGGCAUCGUCAUCGUUAACUCUCCCUCCGGAUGGAAACCACUCUGUGUAAGCCUCAAGUCUGCUCAUUCUGCAGCUUACCGAGCCUGCAACGCUUUGGGUUUCAACGGUUACGAAAAAUAUGAACCAGAAGAUGUUAGGAACGAAACAAAACUGCACUCCUCCAACGUAAAGAAGGCCCCUACAACAUGUUCCGGUCUCAGAGUGAAAUGUUCCUUUGGGAGACCUGACCAGUCUUGGGUCGGAUGGCUCAAGGUGGAGGGAGAAUUUGUAGCUUCCGUUUCUAUGGUUCAUCCCCAAUGGCUACUCUUACACUCAUCAGUCUGUAAACCAUUGAACUUGAAAAAUCAAUACACUGAAGUUACCAUUGGACAAAAUCAAGUGUCAGAUUUUGGUGUCAGGGGAGUCUACGAAGAAUCACGAAGGAUUGACGGCAUAGUAACGUCUGAUUCUUUGUGCCUUCUACACACUGAAAUCCCAUUUAAUCUUAGCCGUCAAGCUCAACCAAUAAAGUUUCCUCUUUUGGACGACAACCACUUGCCCCAGGGUUAUUACGCGGUUGUCUCUUCUCCCAGAGGGUUUUACGAGUUGAAAUUAAACGAAUCACAAAUACCACGAUGUGAUCAAGAGUUAUGCUUCAAAAUAACUCAUAGACCUGCUGAAUGUUAUAAUCUUGGUGGCUUUCAAGAAAAUGGAGUUGUUAUAAUGAGCACUGUGUAUGAAUCAUUUGUGGUCUCUACGUUUGAUUCGUUCCACAUAUUUUGCGACCCAAUGAGUGAAGUUUGUUUGAAAAGGAUUUCUAAAUCUUCUUCUGCUAUUUUGGGCAUUUUAGACAAGGGUCUAGAAGCUCCGACAGCCACUCCACCUUGCCAUGGAAUAAGAUGCGGUAAAUGUGUCAAAUGGGAAGAUGUAGCCAAUGGCGAACCUGAUUGUCCUGAUCUUUCUGACGAAAGUCCUGAAUCAUUCAGGAAACGACAACAGGCAUGCAAGAGUGAUCCCAGUGUUUGUGGUUGCAAAAUGGACCAGGUGAAAUGUCCUAGUGGGGAAUGCAUCAACAAAUCUUCUUACUGCGACGGUGUUAAACACUGCGCAGACGGAAGUGACGAGCCCCCAGGAUGCAGGGACAGCUGUUUGGCUUACCUGCGCUUCGCUUACCCUCGGAAAAUAUGCGACGGAGUCAGAAACUGUUUUGACAAGUCUGAUGAAAACUGGGAAACUUGUCGUAGCAAAAUUUGCACCUUGAAAGAUGCUUUUGUUUGCAAAAGCGGAGGCAAGUGUAUUCCACGAGAGUUUGUUUGUGACGACCAAAAUGACUGCCCUGACGGAGAAGAUGAAGAAAGCUGUGUGUCUAUUUCACAUUCCGGACUAAACGAAGGAACUCUUUCUCAGCAAAACUUUGGAGUUUGGAGUCCAAAAUGUGUGAACAACACUGUCACAGAUUUUACGAGCGUCUGCACCGAGCUGGGCAUGACCGAAGCCGUAACUAGAGAAGUGGUCACUAACAAUCAUACCACCCUUGCGGCCGACAGUUUCACCCCUGUAACUCUUAACAGCAUGACCACCAUAGUGAUACGGAAAGGAAGACCCCUCAUGGAAGUUGACUCCAGUUCUAUGUGUAAAAAUCUGUACAUUAAAUGUUUAUAAAGGUA
Molecule: messenger RNA, 7904 nt
Organism: Macrosteles quadrilineatus (aster leafhopper)
Lineage: Eukaryota; Metazoa; Arthropoda; Insecta; Hemiptera; Cicadellidae
Exons: 26
Coding region: 1-7899 (2632 amino acids)
Biological process (GO): proteolysis
Molecular function (GO): serine-type endopeptidase activity; protein binding
Source: RefSeq, a predicted model, not a curated record